CCUGCUAAUUUUUUGUAUUUUUAGUAGAGACAGGGUUUCACCAUAUUGCCGAGGCUGAUCUCAAACUCCUGAGCUCAGGCAAUCUGCCUGCCUCGGCCUCCUAAAGUGCUAGGAUUACAGGCAUGAGCCACAGCGCCCUGCCAACCUAAAGGCUUUUCACAACUGGGAAUUCACUGAAUGUUGUAUCAUUAAAGCUAAUGUGGACCUUGGAUAAAUGUAUGCCUAUUUUCUGGGAAAUAAUGGUGGAGCUCUUUGAAAGGGUAAAAAUGGUGUUUUAUCAUACAUAACUAUGCCUGAGGUUUUUGUUUUGCAUUUAUCUUUGGGCAAAGUUGUAAAGUUAAGCAAAUCUGGAAUUGAAAUAAUUUGAUAACAUCAGCUAAUAUUUUUCAAAGUUAGAUUUUUGAAGUAUAAUUUACAUAAGAGUUACUCUUUUUAGAGGUAUAGUUGAAUGCAUUUUCGCAAAUGUGUACAAUUGGAUAACCACCACCAUAAUCUAGAUAUAUAGGUAAUGUGUAAUUAUAACAUAUAUGUACUAUACAAUAUAGGAUAUUUAUACCACCCAAAAAGUUUUCUCUUGCUUUUUAUAGUCAUUCCCCAAACCCCACUCCCAGUGCUGAUUGUCCCUAUAGUUUUGCCUUGCCAGAAUGAAUAAUACAUUAAAGAUAUAGCCUUUUGUGAAUGGCUUCUUUCACUUACAAUACUUUUGAGUUUUGAGUUGAAUUAUAAGUUUCACUUAUAAUACAUUUUGUGUUAUUGCAUCUAUUGGUAAUUUGUUUCAUUUUAUUGCUUUUUAGUAUUUCAUUUUUUUCCAGUAUGUCAUUUUAUGGACACAAUUUGUUUACCCAUUCACCAGUUGACUGAUAGCUGAACUGUUUCUGGGUUUCUGCUAUAGAGAGUUGCUAUAAACAUUUUCAUAUAGGUCUUUAUAUAGACAUAUGUUUUCAUUUCUCAUGGGUAGAUACUUAGAAGUAGGAUUGCUGGGUCAUAUGUUCACUCUACUUUUUAACUUUAUAAGAAACUGUCAAACCUUUUUCCAAAGUUUCUAUACCAUUUUGCAUUCUCACUAGCAAUGUAUGAGAAUUUAAUUUGCUCUGCAUCCAGGCCAGCAUUUUGUAUUGUUUGUAUUUUGUAUUUUAUACAUUCUAGUAAGUAUGUAGUGUGGCAUCUCACUGUGGUUUUACUUUUUGUUUCCCUAAUGUCUAAUGAUGGUCGUGGAUCUUUUCACAUGCUUAUUGAUCUUUUUGAUUCUUAUGAAGUGUUUGUUUGUUCAAAUCUUUUGACCAUCUUUUCACUGGAUUGUCCUCUUAUUGUGUUGUAAAGAUUUUUUAAAAAAUAAUUUCUGGAUACAAGUCCUUUAUUUGAUAUGCAUUUUGUACAUAUUCCCUUCUCAAGUCUGUGGCUUGUUGUUCUGUUUUCUUAACAGAUUUUUUCAAAGAGAAAUUUGAUAAAGUCCAGUAUACCAUUUUUUAUUUUAUGCUUCAUGCUUUUGUGGUUUAAGAAAUCUUUGCCUAACGCAAGAUCACAACUACUUUCUACUGUGUUUUCUUCUAGAAGUUCUUUAGUUUUAGAUUUUACAUUUAGUUCUAUGAUUCAUUUCAAGUAGAUGUUAGUGUGGUGCAGGAUAAAGGUUGAAGUUUCUUGUUUUGUGAGUGGAUGCUCAAUUGUUCAAGCAUUCUUUGUUGAAAAGAAUAUCAUUUCUCUUUUAUAGCUCAAAUUUUAUUACUUAAAAUUAUUUUAAGAUGCACAUAUUAAAGUGAUAUGUGUAAAAGAUUAUAUAUUUCUGGAAGCAUGCCUAUUUACACUAGUUAUUAUUACUUUAGGAGACAGAUAUUCUCUUUGUUUAAAUUGUUUCCACAAAGCAUACCACGAAGUACAGAGGGGACAUUAGUAACUAUUUUAUGAUGAUUAUGGUAUUCAUUUAGGCCAAUUUAAGUGAACUGGAGAUCCUAAUUUUCUCUAUAAGGAGAAAAUACUUUUUCAUACAAGAUUGUUUUUGUGGAGGCUUCAUUUAUGUGAAGUUUUUGCACCCAUUUAUUGUCAUGAUUAUUCUUCAGUGAAACAAAAGUCUGUAGUAGAUAUGCUGCUGCUGCUGGUUUUAGGUAAAUUGACUAAAUAGUUAUACAAAACUCUGUCUCUACCGUAUAUGAAUUCAAACUGUAUCAACAAUUACAGAAUACUAUGCUAACAUCUAAUAAGAGAGCCCAUGUAGAAGAGAAAUAUAAAUACAGCUAUCAGAUCAGUCUCAUGUUAUUUCAGCUUCAAGGAGCCUCUUAGCAAAAAUGGUUUCCUUUCUCCAUACAUGUUGCAGGUGUUUACUAUUUUAAAUGAGACUUUUUUGUUAAAAAAAAAAUUAAAAUAAGAUCAUUUAGAGAACAAUUCUUAGCUUGUUCAGAUGAUUAUUUGGUUUUAAAAAAGCAGCCUGGAGUUCCUCUUAAUCUCAAAUCUCCAUAACACUUACAAGAGAUGUUUUCAUUUACUGAAAGGAAUAGUUUUUUCUUAAAUCAAAUGUAGAGCCAUUAUCACUAGAGGGCAGUAAAUACAAACAGAUUUAGUGGAUUUACUGGCACUAACGAUGUUUUCAGAAUACUAGCAUUAAUCAAAGAAAGUAUAGUUUUUAUAAUAUGAAAAUACAUGUAACAUUCUGUUAUGUAAAAUAUUGGUUAUGAAUCAAUUCUAGAUUAUUGUCUGCCUCUAAAAUAUUUUUAAGGCAUUUGAAAGCAAAGGGAGGCUGAGAAACACUAGUUUUCUGUGGCUAUUCUGUUUAAUACUUGAAGUUUAACUUUGCCUCAGAAUUCUUCAAGGGACAUUUAAAAAUUAGAUUUGCAUUUGUUCAAGCUGAACAGUACUGGAUAUAUGAGAGACCACGUUAUAUAGAUUUGCUUCUUGAUUAAUAACUACCACGACUUUUAAUUUUAAGGUGAAAGGUGUAAAAUAAAUGUAGAUUGAUUAUAGGAUAAAAUAUUUUCCAAUAAUGUAAGUCCUACUGCAAACAGUGCUACUGCCUGGAAAACUCCUUAUGUUGGAGAAGUCUAAGAGCUAAUACACUUAUUUUAAACAAUAUUUCUUAAAUAUUUCAAACACAGUAAUAUAAUAUACAGCUUAGAAUUGAUUAUAUUAACGGAUCUAUUAUGUAGGCUCUAGGCUAAAUAUAAAAUAAUGCCUGAAAUAGUUUUCUUUUUUUGGCAAUUUAGAGUACUCUGAAACCAGACAGUCUGGGUUCAAAUCCUGGCCCUGUUACUUACUACUGGCUUUGUGACCUUGAGCAAGACAACUUGACCUCUCUGAGCCUUAGUUUCCCCAUAAUUUAGUUUUGUUUUUCCCUAUUCAAAAAUGCAUCUUUUCUCUCUUGACCUCUGUUACAAAGUCAAUAAUGACAGCAUGUGUUAAUGUAUCAGCAGUUCAACUCCAUCAGCAGAAUUUCAAAUAUCCUGAAAUGUACUGAAAUAGUUCAAAAAGAUUGUUAAUUGCUUGGGUAUCCGGUAAGGACUGAGAAAACAAGGAAUAGCAGGGAAGUGGCCUCUAGAAAUUCUGAGGGGUAUUUCUAGGAAAAGUCUGAAAAAGAGAACUAACUGAAUAUUAUGGGAAUUUUUUUUUUUUCUUUUUUGAGACAAGGUCUUGCUCUGUCAUCCAGGCUGGAGUACAGUGGUGCAAUCAUAGCUCACUGCAGCCUUAAACUCCUGGCCUCAAGCCAUCCUCCCACCUCAGCACCUCCCACCUCCCACCUCAGUAGUAUCUGGAACUACAAGCACAUGCCACCACACCUGGCUAAUUUUUAAAUUUUUUGUAGAGACGGUGGUUUCUCUAUGUUGCCCAGGCUGGUCUCGACCUCCUGGCCUCAAGCAAUCCUCCCGCAUUGGCCUCCCAAAAUGUUGGGAUUACAGGCAUGAGGCACUUCACCAGGCCAAGAAACUAUUUUUUCUAUUUCAACAAACACACUUGCAUAUAUGUAUAUAAAAUCAUUUGGGCAUUUGAGAGCAGUGGAUUACAGAUAAGAAACCUGAGCUCUAGCUGUAACGCUGUCCCUCAAGUUGUGUUGUCAGAACUUUUCUGGACCUCAGUUCCUUGUCUGAAUGUGUCGUCAUCAUUACAUCUGCAUAUGAGGGCAGCUGUGUGUUGUUCACAUAGCACUCCCAAACAUAAGCGUGUCUCACUAUAUGGCAGGGCUGUCUGCCUGUGGGCACCUGCUUCCUCACCCUGUCCAGAGAUCUGACCAUGGUGAUAGUAACCACGAUUCUUUAAUUCAAGGCACUGUAAAGUUAGCAAAAAGAUUGAGGAUAAACAAAUCCACUCCUAGAUUCAUACUGUUUAUCAUAGAGUUUGCAUCAGCCUAAUUAUAUGAUGAGCUGUCAUACACCAUUAAGAGCAAGGACUGGGUUUGCAUUUCAAUCCUGUCACCUAUGGAGCAAGUUAUUGAAUAUGUAAGAAGGUCCAUCUUUUCAUGUUAAAAUAGGGAUAAUAUUUAUCUUAUCAGAAUGUUGCCAAGAUUAGAAAUGAGGUAUGUAAAGUUCUUUGUGCAUAGUAGGUGCCUAGUAAAUGUUGUAACUUAUUAAAGUUUCUUCAUUAAAUUUGGUGAAGCCAAGUCUGACUAUAAGAAUUGUAUCUCUCUGGCCCUAUUCAAAUUUCUCUUCUAAAUUAUCUAGAUUCUCUCUGCAGAUAGCAGCUACCGUGGCAAUAGGAAGGAGAUUCUAGUCUCCUAGAAAUGGAGAUUAGGGAAAAUGAAAUGAAUUUUAAUUUCGCUCAGAGAUUUUUGAAAAGAUUUCUUAUUCCCUAGAAAUAUGGAAACUUUCCUUGGUACUUUUUACUCAAUAUGAUUAAAUAAUCUCCCUUAUUGCAGCAAAUUAGGGACUUAUUUGAAUAAGUUAAAUCCUUUCACAUCCAGCACCUAUUAGAAUGCCUGGCACAUAAUAGUUGCCAAAUAGAAGUCUGUUGAAUGAAGGGACCAUCACUCACAUUCAGCAGGGAGAAGAGGCUGCAGAUUUUAGAGGGAAGGGAAACUGUAUGUGUGUUUCUGCAUAAUGUUUUAAGACAAGGAGUAUUAUCUACUAAUGUAAUCUGUUUUAAAUGUUUUUGAUGAUUUUGCUGAGGGUGAAAACCCUUGUCCUUUCCUGUCACCUAUAAUCAGUAUAAAAAUAUUGAUGUUUUGCAUCUGCAUCAGCCAACAAUCUUUUUGUGGCAAUAGUACACUACCUUGAGAAAUACAGGGACAUAAUAAGAUACUUUUCUGGCCUCAAAGAUCCUCCACCCUGGAUGAGGAGUCAAAGUUGAAGACAGUUGAAAAAAAUAGAACAGUGAUUCUUAACACUGGGGAACAUUCAGGGAAUUUCAGGGGACAGUGACUGGGGAGUACUCCUGGUGCUUGGUGGGCAGAGGCCAGGGAGGCUAGAUGUCCUGGGAUACAUGGGACAGCCUUUCACCAGGGAGGUUUGCUGUGUGUCCCACACAACUUCCAAAAAGUCCCAGCAGCUAUUCACAUAGGUGAAAAAACAAAAUGCACUUAUAAUUCUCUGAGCCUAGAACCCAACUACUUUUUACGUAUAAAUAUUAAAUAUUUUUACAUGGUUUUAAUCCACACCAAAUUUUCUAGUAAUGCAGCAAUAGUGUAUAUUGUGAAGAUGGCACUUUGUUACAUUUGAAACCUUUCAAAGAAUCAUUCAUCAUUUCAGGAAAAAGGAAAAUUCUUCUAACAUAACACCCCUGUAUUCAUUUUCAUGCUACUGUUACUUUUGUGGUAAUUCUCCCCGUAAGAGAAAUCAUAGCAAACCCUUAGAUAGCACUUACUGUUCUAAGAGCCUUAUGUAUAUGCACUAAUUUAAUCCUCACAACAACCCUGUAAGGUAGAAACUAUUAUUCUCAUUUUCCAUGUGAGUAAACUGAAGUAUGGGAAAUUUAAAUAGCUUCCCCAAGGUCACACAGCUAAUCAGUUAUAGUAGUUUUUGACUACUUUUUAAAAUGUAGUUGUGUACAAGUAUUUAUAUUUUGUAGUAUUUGAUAGAAAUUACUCAUUUCUCCUUUAUUUCACUGAUAAGCCAUUAUACUGAUUUUUUUUUUUUAAUCUAUGUAGGGAGUAUUUAGCCUGUAUGUAUUCAGUACAGUAUUAUGAAGGAAGUGUAUUUAGGAAUUUCAUUUCAGGAUGAAUACUUGUUAUAAAAAGUAAAAAGUAACUGAGUCUUAAGUUUGUCAAAGAAUAAAAUUGAUGGAUGGAUGGAUUUUUUUUUUUAAAGGAGGGGGAAGGCAGUGAGCCUGACUGCAGAGUGUAAUUUGCAUUUAAAUGACAAGUGGUAUGACACUUCCACCUGUUCUUCAGGGAGCCUCACCAAGUAUGCUUUGCCUCGAGGCCUUUGCUUUUGGCCAUUCCUCACUUGGUUUUCCCUUCUCUACCCUACCUCUCACCCCUCAAUCCACAUGGCUUGUUUCCUUUCUUCAGAUCUCCUGGUAUACGUCAUCUCAUCAGAGGGGCUUUCCAUGAUCACCUUAUAGCAACCUCUAUCCGUAAUCCUUAUAACCCUUCUUUCUCUCCAUUGUGCUUAUCACCCCAUGACGUAUUAUGUAUUUAUUAACUUAGUUUUGGAAUAUAAGCUGCAGGUGAGAAAGCUUUGUUUUGUUUACUCUAUGUCCCCAGCAUCCAAGGCAGUGCCUGACAUACAGUAGGAGCUUAAUAAAUAUUGAAUGAAGGGGCAGAUGUAGAAUCGUUAGAAUUUGGAAAAAGACUGGAAUAUUUGGUCCUAAGAUGUACUUUGAAUGAUUUAAAUCUGACUGAGAAAACCAGUUUGAGGUUGGCAGAGUAGAAGAAGGAGGGUAUUUUAGGCCGAGAAUUUGGUAAGACAAGAGAUGGGAUUGUCAGCUGUAUGGUGAAGAUGGAGGAAUACUAGUCUUUCAGGAACAGAGCAAAUGUAAUAGAGCAGCUGAAAAUAGGCUUGGCGUUGGGGAUUAAGGUCAGAUAUGGCAGUCUGGAAUUUACAGAGGGAUGUGAUGAAGCAGGCAUUACUAGCUUUGAAGUAACAGGCUGCGGCUGGAUUUGAGGGAAAUUGAUCUGGCAGUAGAGGUCAAUAUGAGACUAGAAGGGGAAAAGCCAGGGGCAAGAAGAUGAGCUAAGAAGCAAUUACAGCAUUUUGGCCCUGAGACAUGGAGUGCUGUCAUGCAAUUGAAAGGAAAUAUAACAUAUAUAUUUUAAAAACAAACGAUAAACCAGAGAAUUUUUUAAAAUAUUAGUAUAAUAGAAUGAUUAUCAUAAUGAUCAUUGUCACUGUCAUCUUUACUGUCUGAUACCUACUUAUCUUCAACUUUGUACCAUUUGUUGUUUUAAGUGCUUUGCAUAUAUGGUCUCAUUUAAUCCUCAUAUAUAUCUGUUCUGGUUAUUUAUUGCUAUGUAAGAAAUCACUUCAAACCUAAUACUUUGAAAUAUGAAUGUAUUUUUAUUAGUUUUCAUGACUUUGUGGGUUAACUGGUCUUGGCUUCUUGCUUGGCAUUCCUCAUAUGGUUGCAGCCCAGUGGGUAGCUAUCUGAAAGCUGAACUGGCUGGAUGGCUAAGAUGGCUUCUUGCCCCUCAGGUCUGGCUCUGGGCUGGGGUGGCUGGCAUUGCUGAAGACUGGCCAGGCAUGUGUGCUCUUUCUUGUGCAAGUGCUCUCUUGCGCUUUCUCUCUUCACUGUCUGUGAAGUUAACAUGGACUUCUUGUAGCAUAGCCUCUCAGAGUAGUCAGACCUUUUUUUUUUUUUUCAACCUAAUGGCUUAGGGGUCCGAAUAGCACAUUCAAAGAAAGCAGGAUGAGAGCUGCAAGAUUUCUUAUGACUUAGCCUCAGCAGUCAUGCACCAUCACUUGUUGGUUACACAAGCCAACUCAGAUUCAGUGUAGGACAGUGUGGCUCAUUAAGAGUAUCUUUGGAGACUAGCUGCCACAGUAAUCCACUUUACAGAUGAGGAAGCUGACACACUAAAAAGAUUAUUUGUCAGUGAUUGUGCACAAAAGAUUUAAACUUGCAAUUCUUGUUCUCAGUACCAGAGUGAACCUGGGAAAAUCAUUUUUUCUCUCUAGGUCGCAACUUUAUGUGGAAAUAAGGGAGUUAGAGGGGGUGAUAUUAAAGUUACUAUUUCUCUCAGUCUUUUAAAUAUUUGGAUUGAGAUUACGGGAGGGGUAAUGGUAAGGAACAAACUGAAAGAAACAGCUUUGGAUAAAAGAUAGGGCUUGCUAACAAAGUUGAAUGAAGGAGGGAAGGUGAUGCCGUAUAGGGGAACAUGCCGGGUUACUCAAGGAUUCAGCUAGAUGAUUUAUAUUAAACACCUGACGGUGUCUGACGCACAUGAAACACCUGUUGAAUGGUAGGAAAGAGUCAUAGAUUCCAUCUGAGAUACUGGAAGAAAUAUAGGCUCACUGACUGAAAUGGAAGUAAUUAUACUAAGAACUACUUUAAAUAGAAAAAUGUCUCACAGUUUUGAAAAAGUUUGUCGUGACUAGCAGGGCAUUCGAGAGGAGAAUCUUGUAUUCAGAAAUAUGGCACUGAAGUUCAAGUUAGAAGUGGUCAUUGAAGAUUGUGGGCCUAGGGAAAAUUAAAGAAGUUCAGGAUCCUGGGAGUUGAGGGAGAGUAGUAGGAAUGAUCAAACAUGUGGAACACUUCAGAGAAGUAGGGAGACCAGAGAAAAGGAGGACCUUAGUAUUCCUCUGGGGGUAGCUUUAGUGGAAUGUUGGAGCUUUAAUUUCUUCCUUUUGUAGAGGAGUAAGAGUGAUGGAAAUGAAUACAACAGAUGUUAACAAAAGCAGAGGACUGUAGCAGCAAAAGGCCAAUAGAAACUCAGAGAGACACAGUGUUACAGGAGUGCUUAUCAGAGAGCAUGCUCUCUAAGACAGACAUGCCACAUGUGGAAAUAGUUAAAUGUCAGGAAGCCUGCAGAGUAGCCAUACCAGCAAGUUAAAGCACAGAGUAGUAAGCACAGGCUUUGAGAUGGAGAGGAGGUAAAAUGCACAGAAUUAUAUGCUAAAAUCAACUAAAACCUAGUUUUUCCUUGUUUCUCACCCAUAAGACCUCUUUAGUAUUAAAGUUACAGGGUAAUACUACACCAAACCAAAUAGAAAAUGCUGUUUUUCUAGAAAGAACUUUGAUUUCUCAUUUAACCCUCCUCAUAAAAUGUCUGAUUACUCUUGAGCUCAAUUCUGGAUUCCUAAGAGCCACUCAUUCCUUUCUUAACUUUGUGUACAGUUAUUAAAAUGUUCUGUUCUGGCUGGGCACGUUGGCUCACACCUGUAAUCCCAGCACUUUGGGAGGCCGAGGUGGGCAGAUCCCCUGAGGUCAGGAGUUUGAGACCAGCCUGGCCAACAUGGUGAAAUCCCGUCUCUGCUAAAAAUACAAAAAUUAGCCAGGCGUGGUGGUGGGCGCCUGUAAUCCCAGCUUCUCGGGAGGCUGAGGCAGGAGAAUCGCUUGAACCCGGGAGGAAGAGGUGACAGUGAGCCAAGAUCGCACUACUGCACUCUAGCCUGGGCGACAGCGAGACUCUGUCUCUAAAUAAAUAAAUAAAUAAAAUGUUCCCUUCUGAUCAAAAUACAGAUCCUGAGUUCUAUAUACAAAACACUGCAUUCCUUAUGCAUACACAGUGCCCUAGCUUUCAGAUUUCCCUCCCCCCAGAAUUGCAAGUGGUCCCACCCCUAGAUUUUGAAGGUUUUAGAACUCUGUCAUACAUAACAAUAGAAACAAAAGGAGCUGAGAGCAGCCAUGCCACACAGGUGAGGGAAUGUGUCAUUGCCAUCUGUGCCAUCUGUGAAUUCUGGACAUUAGUCGUAUUGUUUAAUCCCUAUGCUUUUAUGUUGGAUGAGGGGAGAACUACAGUUAUUUCUACAUCACCAGGGAGCCACUUGUUUCGGAUUUGAGAGAGGGAAGCAAUUAAAAUGCUCGAUUGCCAUUUUUGGAGCAGUUUUUAUUUGGAAGGAAGGGAAGCCAGAGGACAUUAAAAUUCAUAGAAAAUGCCCUCCAAAAGGAUGGGCAAUUCUUAAGAAUGAACUACGAAUUUUGAGGAGUUUUAUGGUCAUCAUUCAUCACUGCAAGAGGGAAGCCCCGUUCAUCUUUUCUCAGGGUGGCCUCAGAGCUGCAGGGAUACCAUUAUUCAAUGGCGUUUGUCGGGUGAGGAGGAAGCCUCCCCAGAGGCUGGCCCUUGCCAACCAAUCCCAAAGCAGCCUGCACCGAGGCCACACCCCCUCGCCUUAUAGGCUAAGAGCUGGAAUGCAAUUGGUGCAGAGUUGGGGUUUUAUGGGAGGGGCUUCUUGUCACUCUUCCCGGCUUCCCUGCAGUUCCUUAUUUGGUAGCUUUUGACAGGACUAGCCUUUCUUGCAACUAAGCAUCUUGACAUACAUUAUUCAUUAAGCCCUGGAGCUCGGGAGAGAAAGAUGCAGACCCUUAGAUCUUUAGAUAUUCCUUUAUCACGUGGAUUUUCUUUAUUCAGAAUAGUUGCCGAAUUUUGUGCCAUUCUGGAGUCUUACAAAUGGCAUGUAUUCGAUGGGAAGACGGCUGGAUGGGAUUUAAUGCGAGGCUUUCUUAUGUAUACUUAAUUACCAAAAACCUUUAAAAACUCAUACUCUGCGUGGCUUGUGGAGGUUGUUAAAGUAUCGAGAUUUUGAAGCUAAAUACAUUUUAGAGCUUACUAUAUAUAUAUAUAUAUAUAUAUAUAUAUAUAUACACACAUAUAAUCAAUCAAAAAUGCCUGAAGCAAACUAUUUACUGUCAGUGUCUUGGGGCUACAUAAAGUUUAAAAGGAUGCUUAAUCGGGAGCUCACCCAUCUCUCUGAAAUGAGUCGGUCUGGAAAUCAAGUGUCAGAGUUUAUAUCAAACACAUUCUUAGAUAAGCAACAUGAAGUGGAAAUUCCUUCUCCAACUCAGAAGGAAAAGGAGAAAAAGAAAAGACCGAUGUCUCAGAUCAGUGGAGUCAAGAAAUUGAUGCACAGCUCUAGUCUGACUAAUUCAAGUAUCCCAAGGUUUGGAGUUAAAACUGAACAAGAAGAUGUCCUUGCCAAGGAACUAGAAGAUGUGAACAAAUGGGGUCUUCAUGUUUUCAGAAUAGCAGAGUUGUCUGGUAACCGGCCCUUGACUGUUAUCAUGCACACCAUAUUUCAGGAACGGGAUUUAUUAAAAACAUUUAAAAUUCCAGUAGAUACUUUAAUUACAUAUCUUAUGACUCUCGAAGACCAUUACCAUGCUGAUGUGGCCUAUCACAACAAUAUCCAUGCUGCAGAUGUUGUCCAGUCUACUCAUGUGCUAUUAUCUACACCUGCUUUGGAGGCUGUGUUUACAGAUUUGGAGAUUCUUGCAGCAAUUUUUGCCAGUGCAAUACAUGAUGUAGAUCAUCCUGGUGUGUCCAAUCAAUUUCUGAUCAAUACAAACUCUGAACUUGCCUUGAUGUACAAUGAUUCCUCAGUCUUAGAGAACCAUCAUUUGGCUGUGGGCUUUAAAUUGCUUCAGGAAGAAAACUGUGACAUUUUCCAGAAUUUGACCAAAAAACAAAGACAAUCUUUAAGGAAAAUGGUCAUUGACAUCGUACUUGCAACAGAUAUGUCAAAACACAUGAAUCUACUGGCUGAUUUGAAGACUAUGGUUGAAACUAAGAAAGUGACAAGCUCUGGAGUUCUUCUUCUUGAUAAUUAUUCCGAUAGGAUUCAGGUUCUUCAGAAUAUGGUGCACUGUGCAGAUCUGAGCAACCCAACAAAGCCUCUCCAGCUGUACCGCCAGUGGACGGACCGGAUAAUGGAGGAGUUCUUCCGCCAAGGAGACCGAGAGAGGGAACGUGGCAUGGAGAUAAGCCCCAUGUGUGACAAGCACAAUGCUUCCGUGGAAAAAUCACAGGUGGGCUUCAUAGACUAUAUUGUUCAUCCCCUCUGGGAGACAUGGGCAGACCUCGUCCACCCUGACGCCCAGGAUAUUUUGGACACUUUGGAGGACAAUCGUGAAUGGUACCAGAGCACAAUCCCUCAGAGCCCCUCUCCUGCACCUGAUGACCCAGAGGAGGGCCGGCAGGGUCAAACUGAGAAAUUCCAGUUUGAACUAACUUUAGAGGAAGAUGGUGAGUCAGACACGGAAAAGGACAGUGGCAGUCAAGUGGAAGAAGACACUAGCUGCAGUGACUCCAAGACUCUUUGUACUCAAGACUCAGAGUCUACGGAAAUUCCCCUUGAUGAACAGGUUGAAGAGGAGGCAGUAGGGGAAGAAGAGGAAAGCCAGCCUGAAGCCUGUGUCAUAGAUGAUCGUUCUCCUGACACGUAACAGUGCAAAAACUUUCAUGCCUUUUUUUUUUUAAGUAGAAAAAUUGUUUCCAAAGUGCAUGUCACAUGCCACAACCACGGUCACACCUCACUGUCAUCUGCCAGGACGUUUGUUGAACAAAACUGACCUUGACUACUCAGUCCAGCGCUCAGGAAUAUCGUAACCAGUUUUUUCACCUCCAUGUCAUCAGAGCAAGGUGGACAUCUUCACGAACAGCGUUUUUAACAAGAUUUCAGCUUGGUAGAGCUGACAAAGCAGAUAAAAUCUACUCCAAAUUGUUUUCAAGAGAGUGUGACUCAUCAGGCAGCCCAAAAGUUUAUUGGACUUGGGGUUUCUAUUCCUUUUUAUUUGUUUGCAAUAUUUUCAGAAGAAAGGCAUUGCACAGAGUGAACUUAAUGGAUGAAGCAACAAAUAUGUCAAGAACAGGACAUAGCACGAAUCUGUUACCAGUAGGAGGAGGAUGAGCCACAGAAAUUGCAUAAUUUUCUAAUUUCAAGUCUUCCUGAUACAUGACUGAAUAGUGUGGUUCAGUGAGCUGCACUGACCUCUACAUUUUGUAUGAUAUGUAAAACAGAUUUUUUGUAGAGCUUACUUUUAUUAUUAAAUGUAUUGAGGUAUUAUAUUUAAAAAAAAAACUAUGUUCAGAACUUCAUCUGCCACUGGUUAUUUUUUUCUAAGGAGUAACUUGCAAGUUUUCAGUACAAAUCUGUGCUACACUGGAUAAAAAUCUAAUUUAUGAAUUUUACUUGCACCUUAUAGUUCAUAGCAAUUAACUGAUUUGUAGUGAUUCAUUGUUUUAUAUACCAAUGACUUCCAUAUUUUAAAACAGAAAAACAACUUUAUGUUGCAGGAAACCCUUUUUGUAAGUCUUUAUUAUUUAAAGUCUUUAUUAUUUACUUUGCAUUUUGUUUCACUCGUUCCAGAUAAGCAGAGUUGCUCUUCACCAGUGUUUUUCUUCAUGUGCAAAGUGACUAUUUGUUCUAUAAUACUUUUAUGUGUGUUAUAUCAAAUGUGUCUUAAGCUUCAUGCAAACUCAGUCAUCAGUUGGUGUUGUCUGAAGCAAGUGGGAGAUAGAUAUAUAAAUACCCAGUAGCUAAAAUGGUCAGUCUUUUUUAGAUGUUUUCCUACUUAGUAUCUCCUAAUAACGUUUUGCUGUGUCAAUAGAUGUUCAUUUCACAAGUGCAUGUCUUUCUAAUAAUCCACACAUUUCAUGCUCUAAUAAUCCACACAUUUCAUGCUCAUUUUUAUUGUUUUUACAGCCAGUUAGUUAUAGUAAGAAAAAGGUUUUUCCCCUUGUGCUGCUUUAUAAUUUAGCGUGUGUUUGAACCUUAUCCAUGUUUGCUAGAUGAGGUCUUGUCAAAUAUAUCACUACCAUUGUCACCGGUGAAAAGAAACAGGUAGUCAAGUUAGGGUUAACAUACAUUCAUUUCAACCACGAGGUUGUAUAUCAUGACUAGCUUUUACUCUUGGUUUACAGAGAAAAGUUAAACAGCCAACUAGGCAGUUUUUAAGAAUAUUAACAAUAUAUUAACAAACACCAAUACAACUAAUCCUAUUUGGUUUUAAUGAUUUCACCAUGGGAUUAAGAACUAUAUCAGGAACAUCCCUGAGAAACGGUUUUAAGCGUAGCAACUACUCUUCCUUAAUGGACAGCCACAUAACAUGUAGGAAGUCCUUUAUCACUUAUCCUCGAUCUAUAAGCAUAUCUUGCAGAGGGGAACUACUUCUUUAAACACAUGGAGGGAAAGAAGAUGAUGCCACUGGCACCAGAGGGUUAGUACUGUGAUGCAUCCUAAAAUAUUAUAUUGGUAAAAAUUCUGGUUAAAUAAAAAAUUAGAGAUCACUCUUGGCUGAUUUCAGCACCAGGAACUGUAUUACAGUUUUAGAGAUUAAUUCCUAGUGUUUACCUGAUUAUAGCAGUUGGCAUCAUGGGGCAUUUAAUUCUGACUUUAUCCCCAUGUCAGCCUUAAUAAAGUCUUCUUUACCUUCUCUAUGAAGACUUUAAAGCCCAAAUAAUCAUUUUUCACAUUGAUAUUCAAGAAUUGAGAUAGAAGCCAAAGUGGGUAUCUGACAAGUGGAAAAUCAAACGUUUAAGAAGAAUUACAACUCUGAAAAGCAUUUAUAUUUGGAACUUCUCAAGGAGCCUCCUGGGGACUGGAAAGUAAGUCAUCAGCCAGGCAAAUGACUCAUGCUGAAGAGAGUCCCCAUUUCAGUCCCCUGAGAUCUAGCUGAUGCUUAGAUCCUUUGAAAUAAAAAUUAUGUCUUUAUAACUCUGAUCUUUUACAUAAAGCAGAAUAGGAAUCAACUAGUUAAUUGCAAGGUUUCUACUCUCUUUCCUCUGUAAAGAUCAGAUGGUAAUCUUUCAAAUAAGAAAAAAAUAAAGACGUAUGUUUGACCAAGUAGUUUCACAAGAAUAUUUGGGAACUUGUUUCUUUUAAUUUUAUUUGUCCCUGAGUGAAGUCUAGAAAGAAAGGUAAAGAGUCUAGAGUUUAUUCCUCUUUCCAAAACAUUCUCAUUCCUCUCCUCCCUACACUUAGUAUUUCCCCCACAGAGUGCCUAGAAUCUUAAUAAUGAAUAAAAUAAAAAGCAGCAAUAUGUCAUUAACAAAUCCAGACCUGAAAGGGUAAAGGGUUUAUAACUGCACUAAUAAAGAGAGGCUCUUUUUUUUUUCCAGUUUGUUGGUUUUUAAUGGUACCAUGUUGUAAAGAUACCCACUAAUGGACAAUCAAAUUGCAGAAAAGGCUCAAUAUCCAAGAGACAGGGACUAAUGCACUGUACAAUCUGCUUAUCCUUGCCCUUCUCUCUCGCCAAAGUGUGCUUCAGAAAUAUAUACUGCUUUAAAAAAGAAUAAAAGAAUAUCCUUUUACAAGUGGCUUUACAUUUCCUAAAAUGCCAUAAGAAAAUGCAAUAUCUGGGUACUGUAUGGGGAAAAAAAUGUCCAAGUUUGUGUAAAACCAGUGCAUUUCAGCUUGCAAGUUACUGAACACAAUAAUGCUGUUUUAAUUUUGUUUUAUAUCAGUUAAAAUUCACAAUAAUGUAGAUAGAACAAAUUACAGACAAGGAAAGAAAAAACUUGAAUGAAAUGGAUUUUACAGAAAGCUUUAUGAUAAUUUUUGAAUGCAUUAUUUAUUUUUUGUGCCAUGCAUUUUUUUUCUCACCAAAUGACCUUACCUGUAAUACAGUCUUGUUUGUCUGUUUACAACCAUGUAUUUAUUGCAAUGUACAUACUGUAAUGUUAAUUGUAAAUUAUCUGUUCUUAUUAAAACAUCAUCCCAUGAUGGGAUGGUGUUGAUAUAUUUGGAAACUCUUGGUGAGAGAAUGAAUGGUGUGUAUACAUACUCUGUACAUUUUUCUUUUCUCCUGUAAUAUAGUCUUGUCACCUUAGAGCUUGUUUAUGGAAGAUUCAAGAAAACUAUAAAAUACUUAAAGAUAUAUAAAUUUAAAAAAACAUAGCUGCAGGUCUUUGGUCCCAGGGCUGUGCCUUAACUUUAACCAAUAUUUUCUUCUGUUUUGCUGCAUUUGAAAGGUAACAGUGGAGCUAGGGCUGGGCAUUUUACAUCCAGGCUUUUAAUUGAUUAGAAUUCUGCCAAUAGGUGGAUUUUACAAAACCACAGACAACCUCUGAAAGAUUCUGAGACCCUUUUGAGACAGAAGCUCUUAAGUACUUCUUGCCAGGGAGCAGCACUGCAUGUGUGAUGGUUGUUUGCCAUCUGUUGAUCAGGAACUACUUCAGCUACUUGCAUUUGAUUAUUUCCUUUUUUUUUUUUUUUUUUUUAACUCGGAAACACAACUGGGGAAAUAUAUUCUUUCCCAGUGAUUAUAAACAAUCUUUUUCUUUUUUUUUAAGUCCUUUUGGCUUCUAGAGCUCAUAGGAAAAUGGACUUGAUUUGAAAUUGGAGCCAGAGUUUACUCGUGUUGGUUAUCUAUUCAUCAGCUUCCUGACAUGUUAAGAGAAUAUAUUAAAGAGAAAAUACUGUUUUUUAAUCCUAAAAUUUUUCUUCCACUAAGAUAAACCAAAUGUCCUUAUAUAUAUGUAAACCCAUCUAUUUAAACACAAAGUUGGGUUGAUGUCAGUUUACAUAGCAGAAAGCAUUCACCAUCCUCUAAGAUUUGUUUCUGCAAAACUUUCAUUGCUUUAGAAUUUUAAAAUUUCACCUUGUACAAUGGCCAGCCCCUAAAGCAGGAAACAUUUAUAAUGGAUUAUAUGGAAACAUCCUCCCACUACUUGCCCAGCCCUUGAAUCGUGGCUUUUCAGUGAAAGGAAAGAUUCUUUUUCUAGGAAAAAUGAGCCUAUUUUAUUUUAUUUUAUUUUUUGACACAAACUGUAGAUUUUAGCAGCCCUGGCCCAAAGGAAUUUGAUUACUUUUGUUUUAAACAGUACAAAGGGGACACUAUAAUUACAAAAACAUCCUUAACUGAUUUGAGUUGUUUUUAUUUCUUUGGAUAUAUUUUCAGAGUGGUAAAUUGUGUGUGAGAAUUACAAAUGAUUAUUCUUUUAGUGGUUUCUUAGCCUCUCUUACAGCCCACGGGGAUAGUACUGUACAUCAAUACCUUCAUAUGAAAUUUUUAUAUGCAAUGAAAAUAAAAGCAUGGGUUGAUUCUGCCUA
This is a messenger RNA of Pan troglodytes (chimpanzee), 16841 nucleotides long. RefSeq names its product phosphodiesterase 4D (gene PDE4D). The transcript is spliced from 10 exons. Gene Ontology annotation, biological process: signal transduction. NCBI's taxonomy places the organism in Eukaryota, Metazoa, Chordata, Mammalia, Primates, Hominidae. The coding region runs from base 10678 to 12234 and encodes 518 amino acids. The record is from RefSeq and is a predicted model, not a curated record. Gene Ontology annotation, molecular function: 3',5'-cyclic-nucleotide phosphodiesterase activity.